Molecule: messenger RNA, 888 nt
Organism: Drosophila pseudoobscura
Lineage: Eukaryota; Metazoa; Arthropoda; Insecta; Diptera; Drosophilidae
Exons: 2
Coding region: 524-760 (78 amino acids)
Source: RefSeq, a predicted model, not a curated record
AAUUCAUCAAUCGACGAGCUCGGCUCGGAGCUCACGUGCACCCAACGAAGACGUCAAAGACCGGUAGGUAGAUAGGUGGCAGCCACAGCAGCAGCAGCAACAAAGGCAACAACAACAACAACAAAGACAGCUGUGGCGACAGCCCGUGCGCCCCCAGGCGUUUGGGGAGGGAGACAGACAGAACGCCGCCGAUGCCUCGAGCCUUUUAUUCUGUUUUUGUCUUGUCUUUAUUUUCGGCAGAUACUUUGCAUAAUCUCCCGCACGACGACACCAGACACCAAACGGCAGAUACCAAACGGCAGAUACCAGAUACGCCAGCUAGCAGGCACCACCCGCCCGUCCAUCGCGUCCAUCGGUUGGUCUCCUCCUUGAACACCAAUCAGCGCAGAGCAGAGAGCAUUUCGGCCGUGGUCUCUUCUGGUAUAUAAAUUGGGGAGGCAUCCGUACUUCUUCCGUCAGUUAAUGCCACAGAUCGGACCGAUCCAGAGAUCAAUCAAACAUCAAACAUCAAAUAUCGAACAGCAUGUCGUCGAAAUUCGACUUCUUCCUCGCAGCUCUACUCGUCUGUGCAAUGUGCAGCAGCUUGGCCGCGGGACGACCCACGGAAAAGCCCUCCCGCCACCAGCUCGAGGACGUCUACUGGAGCACGGGGGCGGUGCACGACGAGCGGCUGGCCGAUGCGGAGCACGACAGUGCCUACGAGCUGUUCAAGCUGAGGUCGUCCAAGCCGACGACCCCGAACAGCAUCGCGAAUCCAUAGACAUAGACUCUUGGACCUUUUCUUGGAUGUUUUCUGCUUCUUUUUUUUCCGGUUACAUAGAUUUCGUGUUAAUUAUGGUUAUGGCUAUGUGUUUGGACUUAAAUUUAAAUAUAUGAAUAAUAAAAAGA